UUGUGGGCGGUUGUGAGAGUUUGUUUUGACGACAAGCCCUCUCAAGGCAGCGUGAAAGUUUGCACAGAUUUCAGAAACGCUGCCAAUUACUGGACAUUUAUUUGCAUAAAGGAUUUAAUUAAAUUUAUGGUCAUAUCACUUCACUGUGCUAUCUGGGUGACUUCAUAAUCAGGCCGUGAUGACCAAUAGUCCUGAACUCCACAGAAAAAGCACAUUGCCUUCAAUUCUUAAUGCCUACUUGCCACCUGGGCACAAGAAACUGGUUCAGAAUGAAAACAAAAUUGUUUCAAAGAAGAAACAUCCAGUUAAGCAAAGAAACUUUAACAAAAAAACAUCAGCUGCUGCUGAUGAUGUGGAUGAUGAGGAUGAUGAUGACGAAGAAAUUAAAAUAACGAAGCAAGCCAUCUUAGAUCAGCGCCAUCUAGAGGCAUAUAAGAAUAUGUACCGUCUCAGAGAUGCAAUGCAUUUGCACUACAGGGAUCUGUUACGUGAAAAGGUUCAGAAACAGAGGCAGCAGAUAAGGGAGCGAAGCCUCGAGCUCCAAAAACAGACAGAGAAACCAAGAGGGCAGACGGUUUCUGGACAGAAACUGGCAUAUUCCAAGCUGUCUCAUGAUGACAAGUACCUCCAGUCCAUCCCAAAGUCAAGCUAUUACCUGGUUAUAGACAUGCAGAACCAGAUGGCUCAGUGUGGGUUGCUGAAGACCAGAAGAGACAAUGAAGAGUUUUGGCAUUUGGUACAGCAGUGCCAACACACCUCACAGCUGAAGAAAAAACUGAAGGAAAUCAAAUCCAGGAUGACUAAAUCUGCACCCAACCUGCAUGGCCAACCAGACACAGUUAAUCCAGAUCAGGGAGAAGAACUUCUCGGGGAAAAUAAUGCUCUUUCAGAAGAAGCAGCCUUUGAACGCAGCACCCAUCAUCAGAGCAAACACAAGAAGGAACAAGACGAAAUUGAGCAAAUGUUUCCCAAGUUACAGGUUCCAACAUUUUCAACACUCCAGCCAGGUUUUAAGCAGUACAAGACCCUGGGCUUGCAGAAGAAGCUUUCUGCACCAGUUCAGAAGUUUAGCCAAAGAGAAGCAAAUCUCAGAAAGCUGCACCAAAUGUACAACCUUUCAUUUGCCAAUAUGGCAUCAUCCAGGAGACUGCUGGAUAGAAACGGGCAGUUUACAGACUUUGAAGAGAAGUGCAAUGUCCACAAUCUGAUCCCUUACCUGUUCCCCAAUGAUAAUGAAAUAAUGGGAACACUGAAGGAAAGUCCAGCUGCUGAACCCUCCCUGCCUCCGCUGUGUGGUCCAUUUCAUCCGUACCCUGCAGAAUCCAACAGUCCUACUAUCGAUUGCUUUAAACAAGACAUCAGCAAGGGCACAGCCCUUCUGUAUCAUUCUUCUAUAGCUAGUAAGAUCUUCGUGGAAAAUGAUGUACCCCCUUUCCAGCCUGCUGCCCCUCUAACCAUGGAAGAGGUUUGCCAGAAUAAUCGUGUUUUGAAAGUCAAGCAGGCCAGCAAGUUUUGGAUAAACUACACCAGCAUGGGCUCCUGUGAUGUCAAAGAAAAACGUGCCAAUCCAUUACCAGAUCUAGUAUCUGAAGCCUCAGCCAAUGCAGUCAUGUCCCAGAAUGUUUAGCAAUAGUUUGAUGGUCAAAGCAAAAAAUAAAAAGUUAAGAAAAGCUGACAGGGGCUCCCAGGUACCACUUGCAGAAAUCAGAUUAUCAGUGUUUGCAUAGCCAAGCCUAGCCUAGCCUAAUUCCUUUUAGAACCACAGCAGAGUCUAUCAAUAGGCAAUGUCUUUUUCUCAUUUAUAACCAGAGGCAAAAAAGUUUCAAAUUUGCAAGCAUCUGGAACUGUCCUAGGGUUGAUUACAGCAAUGGUUAAUCCUCAUGGUGUUGAUGUACAAUUCUGGAAGACGCCAUUGUGCCAUAUACUUUAA
This is a messenger RNA of Acipenser ruthenus (sterlet), 1930 nucleotides long. RefSeq lists its product as uncharacterized. The record is from RefSeq and is a predicted model, not a curated record. Bases 179 to 1627 code for a protein of 482 amino acids. Lineage: Eukaryota; Metazoa; Chordata; Actinopteri; Acipenseriformes; Acipenseridae. The transcript has 14 exons.